UCGAUUUGAGACGGUUUGACUCAUCCUUGUCGCCGUCCGCCGUGCUGACGUAGAACACGGAAGUAAACAAAGUACCAAGUAUCUUCAGGCAGGUUGCAGUUUCUCGGCUCCAACAUGUCGAUUUCAAACCCGAGACAAACGUUUUUAAACCCGAUGAUUCCCUUCGCUGGGACGAUCCUGGGCGGGUUGCUGCCGGGGGAGAUGGUUCUCAUUCAGGGAUCAGUGCUGUCGAAAGCUGACAGGUUCCAGGUAGAUUUCACGUGUGGCAGCAGCGUGAAGCCGAGGGCCGACGUGGCGUUCCACUUCAACCCGAGGUUCAAGAGGUCGCCGUGCAUCAUCUGCAACACGCUACAGAAGGAGCGCUGGGGCCGAGAGGAGAUCCUGUACCAGAUGCCCUUCGCUCCAGGGGCCACGUUCGAAAUCAUCUAUCUGGUCCUGAGAGACAAGUUUAAAGUGGCGGUGAACGGUGGUCACGUGUUGGAGUAUCAACACAGACUGGAGCUGGAGCGAGUCGACACGCUGUGCAUCUCUGGACAGGUCAAAGUUCAGGCUGUCGGCGUCCUGCCGAGUGCUAGUUCAGUUUCUCCUGAAGCCAGCCUGAGCAGCCAGGACUCACACAGCAGUCCAAUCAUCUCCUCUUCAGGCGACUUGAGUGUUCCCUUCACAGGACAGCUGGUCAAAGGACUGAGUGUCGGACGAAGCAUCGCCAUCAAAGGAGAAAUCAGUCCGAGUGCACACAGUUUCUGUGUGAACCUGCGAGUUUCCAGCAGCAGCGACAUCGCUCUUCAUCUGAACCCUCGUCUGAAGAAAGGAGUCCUCGUCAGAAACUCCUUCCUGUCUGAGUGCUGGGGCCCCGAGGAGACGGACCUGGCCUCCUUCCCCUUCACUGGAGGGCAGUACUUCGAGAUGAUCAUCCUGUGUGACUCUCAGCAGUUCAGAGUUGCCGUUAACGGAAACCACCAGCUGGACUACAAACACCGAGUCAAGGACCUGAGCCGCAUCACAGAGCUGGAGGUUCUGGGAGACGUGACGCUGCUCGACGUCAAGAUCCUGUGAACUCUGACCUGACCGUCGCUUCACUGCUCGCACUACACAUAGAAAUAUAUAAAUAUAUAUGAAUCGUUGUUCUCACCAACAGAAGAACCUGAAGAUCCAGAUGGACGGUGAUUUAAACUUCUGAAGGUUUUUUGAGAAUUGUCAUUAAUAAAUUGUUGUUAAUGAUCCAGUUGUGAGACACAGAUGUACGUUUUUAAUCACACGUCAAACUCUGAAGCUUUUUGAAGUGAAAAUGUGGUUUUUGAAGAAGGAAAUGUCUGAAGUUACUUUCCAUAUAAAACUGUUCAUUUAUCUGUCGGUGCUCCUGUAAGUGUUUUGUUGACGCACUCUGUAAACGUCAGAGAACAGAGUGCAUCUUGGGAGUGUUGCUGAUCCAGACGACUGUUAUCUUUAACUUCAGCAUCUCACCAACACUCAAACAGCAGCUGUGGUCACAUACUGACUGAGCAGCAGAUUCACAGAAGUAUAUUUUGACAGAAUCAUUCCUAGAUUUAUAUUUCCGUCACUUUAUGCCAUCACGCGUUUUCUGGCCUGUUGACCAGACGUCACUACUGGUUCAAUACAUCGUUUUAAAUGUAAAUGUAGGAACGGUUCUGUCAAAUGUACUUUUGUGAAUCUACUGGCACGUCACUCAGUCACUAGUUGCAUAUAUUUGCCUUUUUUAACCCAAAAAUCAUGUUUUCCUGAACCUUCCAGGUAGGGUUGAGUUAUUUGUAGAGUGCACUCACACUGGCUGAUACCUGGAGACUGGUCUGGUCUGGUCGAUGAAAACCUUUGGGUUAAACUAACUCAUUAAGUGUGCCAGUAGUAGCUUGUUGGCAUAUGACACUACAUGAUCAAUACAGUGAUUUCAGUGUAAAACAUUUAUCUCAAUACAGUUAUCAACCUGCAAUGUAACAAAAUAAAUUACAUUAUUGAAUCAGCUCUUAA
Molecule: messenger RNA, 1986 nt
Organism: Acanthopagrus latus (yellowfin seabream)
Lineage: Eukaryota; Metazoa; Chordata; Actinopteri; Spariformes; Sparidae
Gene: lgals8a
Product: galectin 8a
Exons: 9
Coding region: 115-1056 (313 amino acids)
Molecular function (GO): carbohydrate binding
Source: RefSeq, a predicted model, not a curated record